AGUCAGGAGCUGCAGAAAAUGAUCAACUUUCAGGGAUCAGUGACAUUCCAGGAUGUGGCCGUGGACUUCACUCCAGAAGAGUGGCAGCUGCUUAAUUAUGCUCAGAGGAAGCUGUAUGGGAGUGUGAUGUUAGAGAACUGUAGAAACCUCCUCUCAGUGGGAUGUCCAGUUACCAGUCCAAAAGGGAUCUUGAAGUUGAAACAAGGAAAAAAGCCAUGGAUGGAGGAGGGAGAGGAUCCACAUUUGAGCUAUCCAGAAGCUGACUGCCUACUUGUUGAGAAACCAGAGAAACACCAGGAAAGCAAAGAAAACUUUUUGAAGUUAGUUUCAUUCACAGUCAAUGAAAUUCCAAAUAUGGAGAGACUCCACCAUUAUAAUAUGAACACAAGUAUUAAUCCUAUGAUACGAAAAUCAUAUCAUUAUAAAUCCUAUGAGAAGAGUUUGCAACCUAAUUUGGACUUACUUAAUUAUAGUAGUAGUUAUACUGGAGAAAACACUUAUGAAUGCAAUGAAUGUGGGAAAGCCUUCAAAAAGAAGUUUGAUGUCAUUAGACAUGAAAAAAAUCAUGCAGGAAUAAAAGCCUUUGAAUGUAAUGACAGCGGAAAAGACUAUAGCAGGAAGACACACUUUGAAGCUCGUCAGAAAAUUCAUAAUGAAGAGAGACCUUUUGUGUGCAAUGAUUGUGGGAAAGCUUUUAUGCGUAAAUUUCAACUUGUGAUCCACCAGAGACUUCAUACUGGAGAGAAACCCUAUGAAUGCAGUGAGUGUGGAAAAACGUUCACUUGGAACUCUUCUUUUAAUCAACAUGCGAAAUCUCAUACACAGGAAAAUUCAUUUGAAUGUAAGGAAUGUGGGAAAACCUUCAAGUAUAGUUCAUCUCUUUGUAAACAUUCUAGAUUUCAUACAGGCGAGAAACCCUACCAAUGUAUUGUAUGUGGCAAAGCUUUCGGAAACACAUCAGUGCUUGUUACCCAUCAAAGAAUUCAUACAGGGGAGAAACCCUAUGGAUGUAUUAAAUGUGGCAAAGCAUUCAUCAAGAAGUCUCAUCUCCUUAGACAUCAGAUCAGUCACACAGGAGAGAAGCCCUAUGAAUGUAACAAAUGUGGUAAAGCAUUUUCUCAGAAGUCAAAUCUUAUUGUACAUCAGAAAAUCCAUACGUAGUAUUCACUUUAUAAAUAUGAACAUCUUAAAUGU
This is a messenger RNA of Chrysochloris asiatica (Cape golden mole), 1194 nucleotides long. RefSeq names its product zinc finger protein 684 (gene ZNF684). Gene Ontology annotation, biological process: negative regulation of transcription by RNA polymerase II. Lineage: Eukaryota; Metazoa; Chordata; Mammalia; Afrosoricida; Chrysochloridae. The coding region runs from base 19 to 1161 and encodes 380 amino acids. The record is from RefSeq and is a predicted model, not a curated record. The transcript is spliced from 4 exons. Gene Ontology annotation, molecular function: DNA-binding transcription repressor activity, RNA polymerase II-specific.